AUGAGGGUCGUUCGAGAAUUUGUUCUGGUACUCCUCACAGCUGCCGUUUUUGCUGAACAAGAGACUUUUCGAGGGUAAGUAACAUUUUAAACUAUUUUAUAAUCACGAUACUAGCAGAUUGCGGGAUUUCUAUCAAUUCCGAACCUAUUUUUACCCCCCUUGAAGUUCUUUCGAGUUCACUAGCCGCUUUAUUACAAUUUAGAGCGCAAAAAAUGUCGUCUUUAUUCGUUCAUUGCCUCGAUUGUUAUUGUUGAUGUUGUUGUUUUUUUUACUCAGAGAUGUAAUUUAAGUAAAUGAUGAUAAACCUAAAUUCUUGGUCAUUUUUUGCAUCUUUAAGAUGAUAAAAUGGUGUGCCCGACAUUUUAGCUUAGAGCCUGGCACGUGGAAAGGAAAAUCUAAUGCUUGCUACACCAAGUUUUCUUAUCUAUUUGCGAUUAUGUUCUGAUAAUUUCAGCUGCUUUGGAAAAUGGACAUAAAUUAUACCUUAAAUCUUAGUGGUAAGACGGAAAAUAUUGACAGUUAAAUCUUCGCCAGCUAAAGAAGGUCUUGACGUUUAUUUAAAAACUUACUGAUGCAUUUUCUUAGCGUGAAAAAAUUGAUUCCACUCUGGAGUCAUCACGUACAUUUGAAAUCAAUCAUUUUAGUGCUUUUCCGGUCAGAGAACAUGCAGACAGAUCGUUCGUAAUUCCUGGUGAGACCUAAGACAUUCUAUCGACAAAUUAGUUGGCUAAGAAAUUUUUACAGUUAGAAAUAUAGAUGCAAAUCAUUGCAAAAUUAUUAAAUUUAAAUUAAAUUAUUGAAAAAAAAGAAGGAAAAGAAAAAUAGCAGAGCAAAAAAAAUUGACAGAGGUUGUUUUCGAUUUCGAUCUGCUGUGUAGUGUACUGCUGGUUUUGGUCUGCAUACCAUUCUAAGCAAGAGCCAAAAGUGAUCACAAAUCAAGAAUACUCUUGUUUAAAGAGUUAACGUCUUAAAUCUGCUGCAGAAUUUCUUGUCAGGCACAGAGAGGAAAAUAUGUUGCAGUUAAAUAAGAUUAGAAGACAAAAUACUCUUUCGCUGUUACCAUGCAUCUGUAAAGCUAAGUCAACAUUCGUGAGGGUAAACAGUUAUAUCGCAUUCUUAUUAGUAUGCAAAGUGACUGGGAUUGAACAAUUAAAAACUAAAACUUUUUGGAUGCGAUCAGUGGAAAAAGAAAAUAUUUCAAAAGAGAAGAAGAAAUAUGUGCUUUUUUAGCCAGCUAAUUAAUCAGGCGUUCACAUUCAUAGUCCGCGUUUUAGCAUGCAUACCUAUUUUUAGAAGGCCUAAUUUUUUUUGGUUUUGUUCGUUGUUUCAUUUUAUUCUGUUCGAUUUUUUGUGAUAUUCUUACGUUUUCCCGAGCUUUUUCCCCUUCUCGGGCCCCCUUUACAAUCUCUCCCUCCCCCCCUCCCCUUAACACUUGAGUGAAGUUUGGACAGCGGUAGACUAACAAGUUUAUAUGCGUUUACAAACGGGUCCGAAUGAACAGGGCCUUUUUUUCUGAUAUUUCUGCUUUCAUUUAACAGGCAUAAACUGUACACUGCAUAUCCUAAGAGCCAAGCAGAUGUGAAUUUUUUGGAUAAUCUCCUCAAGGAAGGAGUUGAUGGCGUAAGUGUAUAUUAAAUAAUGUUGUGCAUAUAUAUUUUCCGCUGUGUACACCAAUCAAUUGCUAAGAGUAGAGGUGAAUACAAACGAAUAUUAUUGAACGGUGAAUAAUUGUUCGAGUAUAUACAAUAUAAAACCCGAAUGAGUCAACUAGUUUUAAGCAAGCAGACUAAAAAUCUGUUAAUAUAUGGGCAAAAUAACUCGCGAUUCAGAAACUCAAAUGAUCGAUAAACUCAUUUAAGUGUUAGCAAAACUCUUGACUAGUCACUUCUACUUAAACGGCAAUGCUAGAGAAUACAAGCUCCUUAUUUUAGGCAGAUUUAGCAACAACGCAAGACACAUGAGAACGCGGAAGCGCGCGGAAAGGCGGAACGGACGCGACUUCCGGUACUUAAUCUGCCUCUCUGCUAUUGGUCGCGGUUUUGAGAUCUGGACGCCCCAUCGUAGCCUCUUGCCAACGACCACGGCGACGUCUUUGAAAGUGCCGUAAUUAUCAAAAGUCAAUCGCGUUCUUUGAAACAUCAUUUAUCACGAUUAUCGGAACUCGUGCAACUUGUCAAAUAUAGUCCAACUCUUCGGAAGACUAUAGAUCGUUGUUGUUUUUUUUUUUCUGUAAGAUCGUCGAGAUCAAGCGCUAACUGUACUACGUGGCCAUCUUGGUUACAUACUGUACAUUUGAAACCAAGGUGGCCACAAACGGUAAGGGUAAGCUUUCGAUAAAGACUGACCUUAAAACCUUGUCCAAGUUCAAAAAGAGAAACGCAUAUCUAUUAUCCUGUUUUCACGUCGACCCUCAACAAAAUGAGACAUGAGUUAUUUUUUAAUACAACUUUUUCCUUUUCUUAAUACAAAAAAGCUGAUUUUCUAAAAUUCAGAUGAGGAUAACUCCUAUGAACAAGUUCGUUGCGUUUAAUUGUUUCAAAUCUUUCUUUCUUAGAUUGAUUUUUGGACCUACCCAGUCCCUUCACUCGACCAGGUGGAAAUCCACGUGGAACCGGCGUCCGUGCAGAAACUUGAAAAUCGUUUAAGUGGUGCUGGUAUACAUUACAAGAUGAAAGCAGGUGACAUGAGAGUACUUCUUGAUGCGGAAAAAGCGUCAUCAAGGGCUGGAGGCUUCGAUUCCAAAUAUCAUCGCCUUGGAGAGGUAUAAAACGUUCAGUUUAACGUGAGGUCCCAUUUCUUUGGCGUUUGUAUUACAGAUGAACUUAUUAAAAAGUUUUAACGAAGAACAAAGUGAUUGAAGUUAUUGUCGCCUAUUCACCUUCAGUGCUGUAACUGAACAGGCAAAAAAACAUGGCUAAAACGCUUGGAGAGAAUGCAAAUCGGGAUUAAAAAUAUAUCUCUCGUUUAAUCAGAAACAAGUAAUUUUGCAGAGUGCACUUCGAGAAAAGUUGGUGUAUGUGUAUUUCACACAUAGUCCUUUUUUGCUAAUAUAGAUUCACUCGGAAAUACGGAGCCUGGCCUCACAGCAUUCCGAUGUUGCGUCAAUCUUUACUUUGGGAAGGUCGUACGAAGGUCGUGAACAACUGGCAAUCAAGGUUUGUGAAAUAUGAAUUUAAAAAGCGAAGAAUGAAAGGUUGUACGUUGUUACCAGGGUUGUCUUCCUGGAGGCGGGGCGGGAGCAAAGUGCAGUUGAAAUAACUGCAUUCAAACCCCGCUUUUUUGUGUCAUAGUACCUACUUGGGAUAGCUUAUUCCGCCCUUCCUCUUCCCCCCCCCCCCUCCCAUUCCUCCUCCUUCCUAACCUUAUCACAACACCAUCCGUAAUUUAAUCGCAUUAGCCUUAGUAAAAGUAGAGGGUAUUUUCAGCGACGACAAAAGUGAUUUUGACUAGAACCCCUUCUUGUUCUCACGCUUGUGUAUAGAUAGCUGGUUGAGCAUGAUUCAACAAUGAUACAGAAUGUGAAAUUAAAGAGAAAUAAACAAUAAUUUUUAAUGCAAGUAUUAACCCUUGCCUGUAAUUCUUUCUACGUCAACGAGAUAUAAGUGAACAUCCUACGAGCUUGCAAUUCAAGUGGACACUACAUAGACUACUUACUAACUUCGGAGAAUUGAGAAUACGCGCAUGCUUAGUGACACUUAUUACCAGGCCUCUUUUCUUUUCUAGAUCAAGUCUGGAAGCGUUACCAAGCCCCUAUUCUUUUUUAAUUGCGGAAUUCAUGCUAGAGAGUGGAUAAGCCCUGCUACCUGCAUGUACAUGAUAAGGCAGAUACUGGCAACGAGACGCACCAACAGUGAUGUGAGGUUCAUGUUGGACAAAUACGAAUGGGUCAUUCUGCCUGUUUUCAACGUUGAUGGAUACGAGUACACUCAUACAAAUGUAAGCUUCCUACGAAUAUAGUCCAAACCUCUUAAUGAGAAAAUUGUAUCUAUCUAAGAAACCACGGUGUCCUCUUUAUAAUGUAAAUUUGGCCUGACCUUUAAGCGCUUAACCUUAUGGGCCAUUAGACUGUUCACAGUGCCCUAUAUUUUCGUGAGAUCGUCAAGAUCGCGUACCGGUACAGGCGGCCAUCUUGGUUCCAUAUAUACCGAGGGGGCAGGCGUCGGGGCUUAUAGCUGUAGGGGAAGGGAGGCGAGAAAAUAAUGUUUAUUUUUCUCGUCUCCUCCCAAACCCAGUUAAAGUCGUCAGGAACUCUUUAUGUCUCGGCUUUUCCAUUUUUUUCUUUGUUAACAGCUUGUCCUAACUAUUUUCGAGGCUUUUCACCUGCUUCGUCCCAAAUAAUCUCGCUAACAUUUUCAAAACCGUGCACCAUUUUGAACUAAACAACAACAACAACAAAAAACAAGUUUCCCGUGACGUCAUCCAUGUGUCUACUCUCCAAUCAUAGCACGUGUAUUAUUCAUCACAUUGUAUAAAGAUAAUUGGAUGACAAUGUUCCAUCGUGUAUACGCUUGUAGACCAUAGAAUUGGCGUAAAAAACGUCGCACUGAGCCUCUCAGUGAGCGUGAAGUGAAGGAACUACCAUGAACAAACACGUGGCUUAGGUCUAAGAGAGAUACCCUCGAGACACUUAAGUCAGCCCCGCCUACAGUUUCUAAAUAGGCAUGCAUGUCUCCAGUUUUAAAUAAUUUACUUUGACUCAUUUCAGAAUCGUAUGUGGAGAAAGACAAGAAGACCAUACAGUGGAUCGUAUGGCGCCGAUCCUAACAGAAAUUUUAACUACCACUUUGCAGGUGAGCACUUGGGAAGAUCAGUUUGAUCACCGAUAUUGCCUUGUGAGAUAAGACUAGGGGUGGCGAAUGGUACCUCGUAAAACGUGGGUCUCGGAAAAUUUUGUCAGGAUCUCGAAGUCUCGGAAGCGUUAAUGAUAAGUCUCAAAGUUUCGUUUUUUCAUGGUUUGUUUUUACUUUUUUGAGUCUCGAAACUUUUUACCAAAGAGUCUCGGGCUCGGAUUUCUAACAAGGAUCUCGGCGUCUCGGCGAGUCUCGGAUUUUACCAUUCGCCACCCCUAAGACUGUAUUCCAUCGAGCAAACAAUCAAGGCCAAAUGAUUUUUUUUUUUUUUUUAAAAACUACCUUUAAGACGGUUGGUUGAAAAAAAAAAAAAAAAAAAACAGAGAAUAUUUAGUGAGUGAGUAAGUGAGUGAAUGAGUCUGCGAGCGAGUGAGUGGAUGAGCCGUAUGCGAGCGAGUGGGUGGAUUGAUGUGUGGGUGGAAAAAGGUGAGGGAGUGAGUAAGCGAGCGAGCAAGUGAAUGGAUUUCCUGCAGCCGCGGGCCAGAUUUGUGGCAGAAACUUACUGGUUUUCAAAACCUGUUUAGUUUAAGAUGAAAUGCGCGUGCCCUGUUGAGCGACUGCACGCUGGACAUUUCUGAGACCACAGUUGUUAUCGUGCAAGCCGGUCUUGUAAGUUAUGUCGCACUUGACUAAAAGGUUUUUGGUUGUUAGGGAAACGCCAGUUCCUGCGCGCCUGAUAGAAAACGUAUCGGGGGCAGGCAGAGGUCUGUUCUUUCCUCUCCUUCUUCUCUUGCCGUAAGUGACCUCGCGGGAGGGCUGGUGGAAUGAAUGAAUGGUAAAUGAACUUUCGGGAUUUCUGGAUUAAAAAGGGUUGCUAGAACUUAAGCUAAUGGAUAAUUGAUACAUAUUCUCGCGUAGGAGUGGGAACUUCGCAGAGCCCUGGCAGUGAUAUAUACACUGGACCCCGUCCAUUUUCCGAGACAGUUACCCAUAACGUGGCUAAGUACCUAUACCGUCGCAGGCACGAACUGAAGGGAUACAUUGAUUUUCAUGCAUACAGUCAGUUGUGGAUGAGUCCUUGGGGCUACACGAAUGCAUAUCCUCCGAAAUAUGACAAAAUGGUACGUUAGCAGUUCUCAUGACCAAAAUAUAUUACAAAAAUGAAAACUUAAGUCACCUUAAAUUAUAAAAGUGAUCUACUGACAAUUGACUUGACUCGACUCCUCUUAUCCCUUAGUGCAUAUCACAGAACCACAGGAAGGGCAAACGAAAAGUCUUUGAACCUAGAAAACAAUCGAACCCCUAGACUGGUUCAGUGACGGAAAUAGACAAAACUGCUCCAUUCUAUAUACCCUUACAGACAAUAGAUUAAAUUGUCAUGAGAAUGUCAAGGAAAAAAAGAAUGCACGUGAGACCACUGUCCUUUGAGUUUUAACAUUUAGAAGUCAUUUAUGUGGUUUAUAAUUAGUUUUGACAAUGGGAAAUUGCUGUAGAUUUGUUGUAAUGUUGAAAAACCGAGCAGGAGUGUGUUAUCAGGUUUAAAAACUCUCCGUUUCGCCACGAGUUUUUAAACUGAACUGACAAUAAACCACGGAAUUUUUUGAACGGCUUCAAAAUCUCUGAUACAAAUCAACUCAUUCUUGCACUAACAGUUAGAUUUGAAGCCUAUUUUGGUCUAAAAAUUGGACGUAAAGUUUAGCCGUGUCUUCAAAGAUACUCGUAAAACAUAACUUUCAUUUUGUUGUUUUAUUUGAAUGGAAAUGAAAACAUGGAAAGUCAUUACAUUAUUAUCUUGCCAUAUUUCAUUUGACUAUACCCUUUUUUUUAUCUUGUUGAUUAGAAAAAGGCUAUGCAAGCUGCAGUUAAAGCUUUGACUGCUGUGCAUGGCACAUCCUAUAAAUAUGGACCGGCUGCCAUUACAAUCUGUAAGUAUCAUUCAUAGUUGAGGGACGAAAUCGUUAUAUUCCCCGAGGGAGUAUAACGUGUGCUGACAGAAUUUAUAAAAUUAUGAAUCCCCGAAAAUAGUUUUCAAAACUCAUUUAUAUUCCGCAGACGUAUCGUUCAAUGGACUUCACGUAUUAAAUCACGUUUAAGUACCGUUAUACACUGUAAAACUCAACAAACUGAAAAGUCAGGGAAGGGCGAUUUUAGUCUCAGUGGAAAUACGAGGUUGAAUGAAUGUAUGAAACGAAUGGAAUGCUGAUUAGGAUGGAGAAUUUUCAUAACUGAAGAUCAUUACCAAAAAAAUAAUUAUAGUAAUACGGUCAUCCUAAUUUGGUUACCACAGUUAAACCUCACCACAACGGUCGCCUUAGGGACAGAGAAAGUGGUCGUUGCAGAGAGGUUUCAACAAUAGGCAAUGUAUGGACUGUCCGCCAUAAAAAAAAAAAAUGGCCUUUGUAGAGACGUGGCCGCCGUUGCGGAGAGGUGGCCGUUAAUAGAUGUUCCACUUUACGUGAACUUAAAUACACUUUGUUAAGGUGGGGAAAGAUGGUAACGGACCACGUAACUAGCGGCGAUUUAACGGACGGUUUUUUGCGUUGGCCGAAUGAAAACAAAGAAGCUGACCUUGCUCGUUUCGCCCAUGUAUAGUAAAGGAAUCCAAGACAGUAUGGAUUCUAGAUUCCAGGUACUAGAUCCUGGAGUCCUGGACAAUGGAAAUUGGAUUCCGGGUUUCAAUUGUCUGCGGGAUUCCGUAUUCCUUGAGCUGAAUUGCAGACUCCAAUGCCCAGGAUUCCGGAUUCCACCUGCACUGAAAAAUUUCGUGGAUUCUGGAAAAUCCGGAUUACCUUAGAUCCUUUAAUCUACCGCCUAUCACUCCGACAAAUUGCUUGGGGGAGUGAAUGACACCUUGACUGUUUUUUGAAAAUUUUAAAAGAACAACGUUCAGUAAAGAUGUCUUAGGGACCGGUCAUUAUUUAUCGCCGGGGGCGGGGGAAGAGGAUUUGGGAAUAAACAAGGUGAAAUUUAGCCGAUCCCCCCUUUGAAUGUGACUUCACGGAAGUGAUCCUCCCUCCUAAUAACAUUUAACGACUCUCUUCAUUUUCCAAGCAAAUUUGAGUGGUCCCCCCCUCUGAAUCCUUCCAAAGUUUUCAGUGAUCCCCCUCUUCUGCUGGGUUCUCAGUUACGACUGAUCCUCCCUUCUGUUCUCCUAAAAUCAAGUGAUCCCCCCCCCCCAAAAUUCUCCCCCAGGUGAUGAAUAAUCACCGGUCCCUAAUGGUCAUAUUAUUCCCUGUCUCAAGAUCCCACCACUGGAGACACGACAGACUGGACAUUCGGGGUCUUAGGAGUUGUACAUUCGUACUGUGUGGAGCUCCGGCCAAAGAGCUACUCCGGUGGGGGAUUUGUUCUCCCACCAGACAAAAUAAUCCCCGUGGGGCAAGAAACGUUUGCCGGCCUAAAAGCUCUCACAAGGAACAUGGAAUAA
Porites lobata is the source of this 8217-nucleotide messenger RNA. The record is from the annotation of a GenBank genome assembly. NCBI's taxonomy places the organism in Eukaryota, Metazoa, Cnidaria, Anthozoa, Scleractinia, Poritidae.